AUGCCCUUUGUUCACAGGGACCUUCGGUUUAACAGAAUCAGAGAGAUCCAACCUGGGGCAUUCCGGCAGCUGCAGAAGCUGAAUACACUGCUUCUGAACAAUAAUCAGAUCAAGAGGAUACCCAGUGGGGCGUUUGAAGACUUGGAAAAUUUAAAAUAUCUCUAUUUGUACAAGAAUGAAAUCCAGUCAAUUGACAGGCAAGCGUUUAAGGGACUUACCUCUCUAGAGCAACUAUACCUACAUUUUAACCAGAUAGAAACUGUGGACCCAGAGUCGUUUCAGCGCUUACCGAAGCUGGAGAGGCUAUUUUUACAUAACAACCGGAUCACACAUCUUGUACAGGGGACCUUUAACCACCUGGACUCCAUGAAACGGCUGCGGCUGGACUCGAACGCACUUCACUGCGACUGUGAGAUCCUGUGGCUGGCCGAUCUGCUGAAGACCUACGCCCAGUCGGGGAGCACGCAGGCCGCGGCCACCUGCGAGUACCCGAGACGCAUCCAGGGGCGCUCCGUGGCCACCAUCAGCCCGGAGGAGUUGAACUGCGAGAGGCCCCGGAUAACGUCAGAGCCCCAGGAUGUGGAUGUCACCUCGGGGACCACUGCGUACUUCACUUGCAAGGCCGAGGGCAACCCCAAGCCCGAGAUCAUCUGGCUUCGCAACAACAAUGAGCUGAGCAUGGAGACAGACUCACGCCUAAACUUGCUGGAUGACGGGACCCUGAUGAUCGAGAACGCGCAGGAGGCCGACCAGGGCAUUUACCAGUGCAUGGCGAAGAACGUGGCCGGGGAGGCGAAGACGCAGCAGGUGACCCUCAGGUACUCCGGGUCUCCAGCCCGGCUGGCUUUUGUAAUCCAGCCUCAGAACACAGAGGUGCUGGUGGGCGAGAGUGUCACCCUGGAAUGUAGUGCCACCGGCCACCCUCAGCCGCAGAUCACCUGGACCAGGGGUGACCGGUCCGCGUUGCCGGCCGACCCGCGGGUGAACAUCACCUCCUCCGGCGGCCUGUACAUACAGAAGGUCGCACAGGACGACAGCGGGGAGUACACCUGCUUUGCCUCCAACGGGGCUGAGAGCAUCCACGCCACAGCCCUCAUCAUCGUGCAGGCGCUUCCUCGGUUUACUGUGACGCCAGAGAACAGGGUGGUGACGGAGGGUCAGACCGUGGACUUCCAGUGUGAGGCGAAGGGUCACCCCCAGCCCGUCAUCGCCUGGACCAAAGGCGGGAGCCCGCUCUCGGUGGACAGACGGCAUCUGGUGCUGUCCUCCGGCACGCUCAGGAUCUCUGGGGUCGCCCCCCACGACCAGGGCCAGUACGAGUGCCAGGCGGUCAACAUCAUCGGCUCUCAGAAGGUCGUGGCCCAACUGCUUGUGCAGCCCAGAGUCACCCCGGUGUUUGCCAGCAUUCCCAGGGACAUGACUGUCGAAGUGGGCAGCAAUGUCCAGCUCCCGUGCAGCUCCCAAGGGGAGCCUGAGCCGGUCAUUACCUGGAACAAGAGAGGAGAGUCGCGCCCUGUGCAGAUGUGGGGUGGUGGCUGUGACAGCCAGAUGGCAGGACACGUCCUGAGGGUUCCUGAUGUCAGUCGGAACGGCGACCCGUUUGUUGCUACCUCUAUUGUGGAAGCCAUCACGACCGUGGACCGAGCCAUAAACUCAACGCGGACGCACCUGUUUGACGGCCGUCCACGUUCUCCUAACGACCUUCUGGCCCUGUUCCGGUACCCCCGGGACCCCUACACGGUGGGACAGGCCCGGGCGGGAGAGAUAUUCGAGAGGACCCUGCAGCUUAUCCAGGAGCACGUGCAGCACGGCCUGAUGGUCGACCUAAACGGAACAAGUUACCACUACAAUGACCUGGUGUCACCGCCCUACCUGAGCCUCAUCGCCAAUCUGUCCGGCUGCACCGCGCACCGGCGUGUGAACAACUGCUCGGACAUGUGCUUCCACCAGAAGUACCGCACGCACGACGGCACGUGCAACAACCUGCAGCACCCGAUGUGGGGCGCCUCGCUGACCGCCUUCGAGCGCCUGCUGAAGGCCGUGUACGAGAACGGCUUCAACACGCCGCGCGGCGUCAACGCCGGACGCCACUACCACGGGCACGCGCUGCCCAUGCCCCGCCUGGUGUCCACCACGCUGGUGGGCUCAGAGGACGUGACCCCCGACACGCAGUUCACGCACAUGCUCAUGCAGUGGGGCCAGUUCCUGGACCACGACCUGGACUCGACCGUGGUGGCCCUGAGCGAGGCGCGCUUCUCGGACGGGCAGCACUGCAGCGCCGUGUGCACCAACGACCCGCCCUGCUUCUCCAUCAUGAUCCCUCCGCACGACCCGCGCGUGCGCGCCGGCGCCCGCUGCAUGUUCUUUGUGCGCUCCAGCCCGGUGUGUGGCAGCGGCAUGACCUCCCUGCUCAUGAACUCCGUGUACCCCCGGGAGCAGAUCAACCAGCUCACCUCCUACAUCGACGCCUCCAACGUGUACGGCAGUUCGGACCACGAGGCCCGCAGCGUCCGCGACCUGGCCAGCCAGCGGGGCCUGCUGCGGCAGGGCAUCGUGCAGAGGUCCGGGAAGCCGCUGCUGCCCUUUGCCACGGGGCCGCCCACCGAGUGCAUGCGGGACGAGAACGAGAGUCCCAUCCCCUGCUUCCUGGCCGGCGACCACCGCGCCAACGAGCAGCUGGGCCUGACCAGCAUGCACACGCUGUGGUUCCGGGAACACAACCGCAUCGCCGCCCGGCUGCUGGCGCUGAACCCGCACUGGGACGGCGACACCAUCUACCACGAGGCCCGGAAGAUCGUGGGCGCGGAGAUGCAGCACAUCACCUACCAGCACUGGCUGCCGAAGGUGCUGGGCGCCGUGGGCAUGAAGAUGCUCGGGGCGUACCGGGGCUACGACCCUGGGGUCAACGCCGGCAUCGUCAACGCCUUCGCCACCGCGGCCUUCCGGUUCGGCCACACGCUGAUCAACCCCGUGCUGUACCGGCUGGACGCCAGCUUCCAGCCCAUCCCGCAGGGCCACGUGCCCCUGCACAAGGCCUUCUUCUCCCCAUUCCGGAUCGUGAACGAGGGCGGCAUCGACCCGCUCCUCAGGGGGCUGUUCGGGGUGCCCGGGAAGAUGCGGGUGCCCACGCAGCUGCUGAACACGGAGCUCACCGAGCGGCUCUUCUCCAUGGCGCGGACGGUGGCCCUGGACCUGGCCGCCAUGAACAUCCAGCGGGGCCGCGAUCACGGCAUCCCGCCCUAUCACGACUACCGGGUCUACUGCAACCUGUCGGCUGCCCACACCUUCGAGGACCUGAAAAAUGAGAUCAAGAACCCCGAGAUUCGGGAGAAGCUGAAAAGGCUCUAUGGCUCACCACUCAACAUCGAUCUGUUCCCAGCCCUCAUGGUGGAGGAUGUGGUUCCCGGCAGCCUCCUGGGGCCAACCCUUCUGUGCCUGCUCAGCACACAGUUCCGGCGUCUGCGGGAUGGGGACAGGCUGUGGUACGAAAACCCGGGGGUGUUCUCCCCCGCCCAGCUGACGCAGAUCAAGCAGACGUCACUGGCCAGAAUCCUGUGCGACAACUCAGACAACAUCACCCGCGUGCAGGCGGACGUGUUUCGGGUGGCGGAGUUCCCACAUGGCUACAGCAGCUGCAAGGACAUCCCCCGCGUGGACCUCCGGCUGUGGCAGGACUGCUGUGAAGACUGCAGGACCAGGGGACAGUUCAACGCAUUCUCCUACCACUUCCGGAGCAAGCGGUCUCUGGAUUUCAGCUACCAGGAGGAUGAGCCUACCAAGAGAGCGAGACCGCAGAAGGAGCUGGGUGCAAAGCACGGUGCACCCAGCAAUGCCACGACAGCUUCCUCCGAACUCUCAGAAGGAACAGCGACAAAUGACUUCAAGGAAUUUGUCCAGGAGAUGCAGAGGACCAUCACAGACCUCAGAAGACAGAUCAACACGCUGGAGUCUCGCCUCAGCACUGCGCAGUGUGUGGACGCCGACGGCAAGGUGCACGCCAACCACGCAACGUGGAGAAGAGACGCGUGCAGCACCUGUGAAUGCAGAGAUGGACAGGUCACCUGCUUCGUGGAAGCCUGCCAGCCUGCACCCUGUCCUGAGCCCACGCGGGUGGACGGAGCUUGCUGCCCAGUCUGCGUAGAGGGACCUCAGGAGAAUACCCCGAGGGCCUCCUAGGCAGAGCCCCUUGAGCUGGUCUGCAGCGUCCUCGAGAGAUCAGACCCAGGGCACCGGAGCUGCGGACCCCGGGGAAAACCUGGACCCCGGACACUCUGGACCGCCGCCCUGCUGUUCCCUGGGCACGGGCUGCUUUGGACCCCACAUCGCAGAAGGAAGCAGCAGACAGGCAGGGGUGCAGAUGUCCGUCUUCACUGCAUGUUAGACUUCUCAGGAUUUUAUUUAAUUCUUUUAGAAUGAAAAAUUGGUGCUAUUGUAAAAUUGCACAGUUCGGUCAUUUGGGUUCCUAAAUUGAUUCUGCCUAAAAACGCCGUUUUUUGCUAAGUAAGACAGCAUACCUCUGACGUCCUCUCUGCCUGGUUCUGAGACCUCGAGCUUCCAACAGGCGAGGCCUGAGGUCUGGCUGACAUCAAGGGAGCCCUUGCCUGGCAAAGGGACAGUCUUAAGAGCACAUUAAGCCAUCUCUGCAGGCCCACUGAGGCCCGCUGCAUCCUGCCUGCCCGCCUUCCCCGGGCCCUAGCCUCUCAUUCACCCGCGACCCUGCCGCCAGCCCUGCCACAGCGGCUGUUGGAACUGUGUUUGGAGAAGGGCUUAGUUCCCGUCGCUGCGUGUGCACACGGCCUUGCUGUGGACCGUACUCUCCGGUCCACACGGCAUCCAAAGACCUCACAGAGACCACAGGCAUUGGCAGGCAGGAUGGUCCCCAGAAGGACUAGACCCCUUUUCCAGAACCUUCUGAUGGGAGACGCGUGGGUGGGCCAGACUUGAAUGUGGGGAAGUCUGAGUUACGUUGUUUAAAAAACAGAAAACCCCAAGUCCUACACCUCACGGGCGCUUGUCAGUGCACGAUGUUUAUAAAAUCGCCCACUUUUUAGGUGUUAGAUGUGGUACAAAAUCAAAAUUCUAUGCAAAAAACAGUUUAAUUCAGCGAUGAGCAACAUCAUACCUCAUGGUCUCUCUUUAACUGGCUGGAGCUUUCCAUUGUGUUCUCCGCACAGAGUGGCCUCUGAUGGGCGGACCAUCCCUGAAGCCGAUCUCUGUCUGGUGCCCUUGUGGGGCAGGCAGGCCGCACGGCCCUGCCCAGGGGCUGGCACACCUGGUGGCGGAAGUGCCAGGGGUGUCAUGCACACCGGCGUGCAUGGCGUGUGCACCACCCGUGCCCGAGGGCCGCCCCACCCCGGGGAGGUGCAGCGAGGCGCUGUGGACAGCGGCCGAGGCCGCCUCCGGCACCCUCACCACAGACGCACGCGUUGCCUGUGCAAGGGUGGUCCUCUUGUUUUGCCCUUCUCUUGUAAGGACAGACGGAGGCUGUUUUGUGUUUCUGCAAUAGUAAGCCAGGUUUCUUGGUGGGGAUUCUGUGAGUGGCCUGUGAGUUUGUCUAAGACGUGGUGGUGAUGUAACUGCUCAGGUAUGGGAGCGGGCACGCGGCUUGGGGCUUGCCGUGGGCGCAGCCCGCCUCGUGUGCCGGGCAGUCAGCACAGCGGUGUGCUGGGGCAGGCGGGUGGGGGCGGAGCUCAGGCUUUAGACCAGUGGAGGUAGGCUGACUGAUUCAUAUGAAAUUCUGUAACUCAAGCCAAAACGUCUGCAGA
Molecule: messenger RNA, 5765 nt
Organism: Dipodomys ordii (Ord's kangaroo rat)
Lineage: Eukaryota; Metazoa; Chordata; Mammalia; Rodentia; Heteromyidae
Gene: Pxdn
Product: peroxidasin
Exons: 22
Coding region: 1-4176 (1391 amino acids)
Biological process (GO): response to oxidative stress
Molecular function (GO): heme binding; protein binding; peroxidase activity
Source: RefSeq, a predicted model, not a curated record